GCGUCGUUCUAAAUAAGUAAGUAUAUAAACAAACCCAACUCUAUUGCUCCGAACGUUUCACCUCUGGUCGGAGAAGGAGAAAGCUGUGUCUAGGGUUCCGGCGAUGGCGAUGCAAACUGGCAUAGGGUUUUCUAGGAUCCUGUUCCUAGCUGGAGCAGGCUACACUGGUUCGGUCCUUAUGAAGAAUGGUAAAGUAUCUGAUAUAGUCGGCGAAGUUCAGUCACUGUUGAAAAGGUUGGAUGCGCCUGAGGAUUCGUCAAAUGCUGACUCGGGGGAUGCAAUUACUGCACAGGUGCGUCGAUUAGCAAUGGAGGUCCGACAACUGGCCUCCGCACGACAGAUAACAGUUCUGAAUGGGGAUUCUGGACAAAUCGGAAACAUAACAUCUCUUGUAGUACCAGCUGCUGCCGUAGGUGCAUUGGGUUACGGAUACAUGUGGUGGAAGGGUAUUUCAUUUUCAGACCUUAUGUAUGUAACAAAGCGUAAUAUGUCAAGUGCUGUUUCAAACUUGACCAAACAUCUGGAAAAUGUAUCCGAGGCUCUUGCGGCAACAAAGAGACAUUUGACACAGCGAAUCGAGAACUUGGAUGGGAAACUGGAUGAUCAGGUGGAGAUAUCGAAGAUAAUUAGGAAUGAGGUUACUGAUGUUCGCGAUGAUCUUUCUCAUAUUGGAAUCGACUUGGAUGAACUACGGAGAAUGGUUUCUGGCUUGGAUGGGAAGAUUUGUUCGUUGGAAUAUAAGCAGGAUGACACGAAUCUAGGCAUUGCAUACCUCUGCAACGUUGCUGAUGGAAGAAAAGUGAAAAUGCCUCAAAGACUGCAGGAACAAUUUAAACUUUCUGGCCGGUCUCAUGCUUAUCUCACAUCUUCAGAAAGUCCAAGUCUCAAGGGUCUCAAAGAGAUUGCGGAUUCUUUAGCGUUAGGAAAUGCCAAUAAGGCAACAACGGAUGGUGUCAUGGAAGAUGAUAUUGCUAAGAUGGAUGAGCUGCCUAGAGAACUGAUGAGGAUGGCUUCGACCAAGUGUUGAUUGAUAUAUUGGUAAAACAAGCGGCUUUCUUUUCGGCAUACACGUGGAGGAAGAUUACGUAAUUUCCACAACAGAAAUUUCAGUUAUAUAUGUGGUCAUACUAAAUUUGAUGUGUUACUACAAAACAAAUUAUUGAGUUAAUGAAUUGUCUUGCUGUGAAUCAUUGAGGUGCUUGUUUGAUUUUUUACUUUACUGAAUGGAGGUCGAAGAUCCUGUGACUUCACCUGGCUCAAAUGGUUGUUGAGUGUCAGGUGGGGUGUGGGUUUUGGUGUGUUCUUAUCACAUUUUUGUUGUUUAAAUGACGCAGUCUAGUACUUUUGGGAAUGAGAUUGGAGCUCCUCCCUAAAGGGCUGA
Cornus florida is the source of this 1381-nucleotide messenger RNA. RefSeq lists its product as uncharacterized. The transcript has 13 exons. NCBI's taxonomy places the organism in Eukaryota, Viridiplantae, Streptophyta, Magnoliopsida, Cornales, Cornaceae. The record is from RefSeq and is a predicted model, not a curated record. The coding region runs from base 104 to 1027 and encodes 307 amino acids.